Molecule: messenger RNA, 1204 nt
Organism: Chelonia mydas (Green sea turtle)
Lineage: Eukaryota; Metazoa; Chordata; Testudines; Cheloniidae
Gene: GPALPP1
Product: GPALPP motifs containing 1
Exons: 8
Coding region: 118-1089 (323 amino acids)
Source: RefSeq, a predicted model, not a curated record
CGGGUCGCUACGCAAUACGCAUGCGCCUCCCGCGGCGGCGUUGUUGUGCCAUGGCCCGAGAGCUGAUGGGGCCGGCGCUGCCCCCGGGCUUUGCCCGCUGUGCCGAGGCGGACCCGGAUGAGGACUUCAGCCAGGUUGCAGGUCCAGUAUUGCCUCCUGGCUACAAAAAAAGCUCAGAAAUGCAUGACCGUGAUGAAGGCCCCAAGUCUCCUCCUCUGCUCAGAGAAGCAAAUAGAGAUUCUGAAGAGGAGCAGGACACUGAUCCAGUACCCAAGUCAAAAACAGAAAAGAGCUCGGGAAGAUGACGAUGAUGGCUUUUUUGGACCUGCUCUUCCUCCUGGGUUUAAAAAGCAGGAUGAUUCUCCAGAGAGGCCUGUUAUAGGUCCUGCUUUGCCACCUGGUUUUAGGAAGCCUACACAGUAUACUGAGGAUAACAGCUAUUCCAUAGGAUCUUCUAUUUCUUCAGAAUUCCAUACCCAGGCAACAGAUAGUGAGGAAGACGCUGUCAUAGGUCCAAUGCCUGCAAAAGGACCAGUAGAAUCCAAUGUAACUAGAGACUUUGAACGCAGAGCUCAGCGAAUGAAAGAAAAACUUACUUCUUCAGAUGACGAUGGGUCCAAGCAAGUUUCAAGGGAGUCUUGGAUGACUGAGCUUCCACCAGAAUUGAAAGGCUUUGGAUUGGGCCCAAGAACUUUCAAGAGAAGAACAGAUGAGAAAUCAGGAGAUAAGUCAAUUUGGACAGAUACUCCAGCUGACAGAGAGAGGAAAGCCCAAGAAAUGCAAGAGGCAAAGAAGUCAACAAGUAAAGCUGAUGAAGAAAUUGUAUUAUCGGCGAGAGACAAGAGACUGGCUGAGCAGCUAUCUUCAUACAAUGACUCAAAAAGAUCAGAAUCUCUCAUGGAUAUGCAUCAUAAAAAAUUAAAGAGCAAAGCAGCUGAAGAUAAGAAGCCUCAAGAGAGAAGGCCAUUUGACAGAGACCAGGACCUCCAAGUCAAUCGAUUUGACGAAGUUCAAAAGAAAGCCCUGAUAAAGAAAUCCAGAGAGUUAAACACCAGGUUUUCACAUAGCAAAGGAAAUAUGUUUUUAUAAUGGAAAUAUAAAAUUUUCUUUCAGGAUAAAUCUAUUGAACUUGAACAACUUCCAAAAAAAGUACCUUUUUCUGUAAAUAAUACUUGUGUGCAAAAUAAAUUGUUAUGCUUAAAAA